This is a messenger RNA of Impatiens glandulifera, 1629 nucleotides long. Its product is annotated as aldehyde oxidase GLOX-like. Bases 1 to 1623 code for a protein of 540 amino acids. NCBI's taxonomy places the organism in Eukaryota, Viridiplantae, Streptophyta, Magnoliopsida, Ericales, Balsaminaceae. The transcript has a single exon. The record is from RefSeq and is a predicted model, not a curated record.
AUGAAGUUCAAUUUAUGGAUCAUCUUUUUCGUCGCCGUCCUCGCUGGGAUUAUCGAAUCCGUGGACGGCGGCGGAUGGGGGCGGUGGGAUUUACUCCAGUCUAGCGUCGGCAUAACCGCAAUGCACAUGCAGCUACUUCCAAAUGACCGAAUCGUAAUACUUGACCGGACCGAUUUUGGCAAGUCGAAUAUUUCCCUUCCAAAUGGAAAUUGCCGCCGUGAUUGGAAAGACAAGGCGUUGAAAGUGGACUGCACAGCUCAUUCCGUCGAGUACGACGUCGUAACGAACUCCGUCAGACCGUUAUAUGUCAUGACGGAUGUCUGGUGUUCAUCCGGUUCUUUGAUGUCGGACGGUCGUUUGGUGCAGACCGGGGGUUUCAACGAUGGUGAUCACGCCGUGAGAACAAUCAGACCGUGUCUGAACUGCGACUGGACGGAAACCUCGACGGAGCUCAUUAACAGAAGAUGGUAUUCCACCAAUCAUAUUCUUCCAGAUGGCAGACAGAUCAUCAUCGGCGGCAGACGCCAGUUUAAUUACGAGUUUUACCCGAAAACACCCUCCAGUUCUUCAGCUUACAAUUUGCCCUUCUUGGUCCAAACCAAUGACCCGAAGGAAGAAAACAAUCUAUACCCGUUUGUGUUUCUUAACGUGGACGGUAAUCUAUUCAUUUUCGCAAACAAUCGGGCCAUCCUGUUUGAUUACACUAAACGGGUUGUGGUAAAGAAUUACCCGCAAAUCCCGGGUGGGGACCCGCGGUGUUACCCGAGUACAGGAUCCGCAGUUCUACUUCCGAUCAAGAACUCGGCUCAAGCCGAAGUUUUAAUAUGCGGGGGGGCUAGACGCGGGUCAUAUACAAGCGCCAUAAAAGGGCAAUUUGGCGUCGCAUUGAACACAUGUGCCAGGAUCCGAAUAACCGAUCCAAAUCCAAUGUGGGUCAUGGAAACAAUGCCGCUUGCAAGGCUAAUGGGUGAUAUGGUGUUACUACCGAACGCUGACGUUUUGAUAAUUAACGGUGCAUCAAAAGGGUCAGCGGGUUGGGAAUUCGGUAGGAGUCCGGUUCUCAACCCGGUUACGUACCGCCCGGAUAAUCCAUACGGGUCGAGAUUCGAGAUCCAAAACCCGAGUGUCAUACCAAGAAUGUAUCAUUCAACCGCAAUUUUACUACGUGAUAGUCGGGUUGUAGUUGGGGGUAGUAAUCCCCAUGAGAAAUAUAAUUUCACUUCAACUUUAUUCCCCACGGAAUUAAGCCUAGAAGCUUUUAGUCCGUCUUAUCUAGACCCGCAGUUUGCAUCCACCCGCCCAACUAUAAUUUCGCCCGUUAACCAAAUCAAACUCCGACACGGGCAAUCGAUCUCCAUUCGGUUCAAAGUAACCGGACCCAUAUUCGAUGCUUUGGUUUCGGUGACUAUGGUAGCGCCAUCAUUCAACACACAUUCAUUCUCUAUGAAUCAACGGUUGCUAGUGCUAAAAAAUAUCGGGAAAGUUAUACACAAUGGGGCAUCGAUGUAUUUGUUGACGGUAUCGGCUCCGGAUUCAAGUAAACUUGCCCCGCCCGGAUACUAUCUAUUGUUUGUGGUUCAUAAAAGUGUACCAAGUGAGGGUAUUUGGGUCCAUAUAGAGUGAUACCCU